Scomber japonicus (chub mackerel) is the source of this 4657-nucleotide messenger RNA. It is a transcript of the gene znf106b, whose product is annotated as zinc finger protein 106b. The record is from RefSeq and is a predicted model, not a curated record. Gene Ontology annotation, cellular component: cytosol; membrane. The transcript has 21 exons. NCBI's taxonomy places the organism in Eukaryota, Metazoa, Chordata, Actinopteri, Scombriformes, Scombridae. The coding region runs from base 60 to 3947 and encodes 1295 amino acids. Gene Ontology annotation, molecular function: RNA binding; SH3 domain binding.
UGACAAACAUGGCGCUCAAACACCACACCAGUCUUGUUGCCAUGUGAAAUUCGUGCGAAAUGGCAAAGGUUCAGACCCCACGUGAGAAGGUGGGUCAACCCGCUGUGAAGGAGGAGACCAACCCCAAACCCAUAAGAAGAAGAAGGGAAAAACGCAACUACUGUAUUUUAUGUCGUAAGUCAUAUUUGAAACAUGAAGCGCAAGAGCAUAUGCACAGCAUGCUGCAUCACAGGGAGAUGGAAACAGCGCUGGGCAAAAAUUCAUUUCAUGAAUGCCAGGCAUGUAGAGCAUCCUCCAUGGGUUUAAAUGAGUAUGCCCAGCACAUCUCUACAGCUCAACACAAAGAUAAGUUGAAGAGCUUGAUGGCUAGAAAUGUGAAGGCUGUUCCGCUGGAUAAGACUCUGAACAAAGAGACCGUGAACAGAAUCCUGGAGAGAAACAAGACUCUAAAGAAAGAGGAGAAGAAAAUUAUGAAAAAGAAAAAAAAGAAACAGAAGCAGGUAGCUGGUCAGAAGUAUGCAAAUUUGCAAUCGGUGAUCACCAGAAAAAACAAAGUGGCAUCCAGAAUAGUAAAUCCUGAACAAUCCAAAAAAGCAAGCUGGAGGACACUGAAACAUAUGCAAGAAACUCACCAGAAAGGAAGUGGUCAUGCUGUUGUUCAGAACAAAGAGAACAAAAUAUCCAGUAGGCAUGAUAAGUACUUUUCUGUGAGCAACCAAAUUAACACCCAAGGACAGCAAUUAUCAUGGCCUGCCAUCAGCCAUAACUGCUACAAUGAUCAAUAUGAUACAGACUUCACCACUGAUCACCUCCCUAUAAAUCGAUCCAUCUUCAAUCAAGACCAAGAUGGGAGGCCAAGUACUUCACAGCCAGGACAAGAACAAGCUGCUAAUUCUGCUAACACAUCCGCCAAUGCUGCGCCCAUACGGGAUAUGGAUGUCAGCGCAAUGCUUAGGCAAAUCAGAAGGGCGCUGGGUGUGAGGGAACCAUGUAGAGCAGAUCGUGAAGCUCGGAAGCAGAGCAGCGAGGCAGAUGCCCGAGUGACCGAUCAUUGCACCGCUCAACAAGUUGGAACAAGGAAAGAGCAGCCAGCAGGUGGCUCCUUCAGGAACCACAACAGUGAAGCUGCAGAUGCAUGUGUGCAGUUUCUACCUGCUAAGCAGACAACUUCUGUUCCAGUCAGGGGAUGUCAGACCACAUCUGCUGAGCCCAAGGUUCGAAUUGCCCACAAACCAAGCAAAGAUCAGGGGGGAAAAGAGGAUGGACUUAAACCAAGUAUGCAGAAGUUGCUCACUUUAUCAGGUGCCAGAAGUCAGUUGAACUGGAGGGAUAUGAGAUGGAAAAGACAGGAGAAGAGUAAUGGCAUGCCCAGGUUUGGAACUGAGUUGGGGAACCCUUUCUCUGACCAAGAAUACUCAGUGCAGGCGGAGGACAACAACAUGCCGCUUUCAGAGGGCUUCCACUGGGAGUCACUUCCAGGCACUCAUCCAAGUACACACUGGCCCCAGCGUCCUCCACCCCAGUACACAACAGAUAAAGACUCUCUCACCGAGACACGGUCCAGUUCUGGGAUGCAGGAGGGUGUAGGGCAGUCUUCUUCAACACAGGAGGGCAGCAGUCAGACAGCAGCAGCAGCAGUGCCAGUGAAAGUGGAACCAAACCUGGGAGAUGAAAACAGAGAUUUGAGAGACGACAGCAGUGCCAACAAGAGGAAACACAACUUAAAUGAUGGCAUUUCUGAUGUGAACCCAGGUGGAAAAAAGAAGAAAACAAAGUCAAACAAGGACCAGGGCCAAAUGGACCAGCUGUUGGCAGUGUCUUUGAGGGAGGAGGAGCUGAGCCAUUCACUGCAGGAUUUGGACAAGUCUCUGGUCCAGGCCCGCAAUGCAUUGCAAGCUGCCUAUGCAGAAGUCCAAAGACUCCUGCUGCUGAGACAGCAGUUUACUGCUGAGGUCAACAGUCUGAGAGCCAAACGGAUUGAGAUCCUGCAGGGGAUGCAAGAAGGAUAUACAGGAGGAUCAAACGCUGUGGAGAUAGCCUCCACCUCAUCAGCAGGGGCAGCUGAUACCUCCAGCCAGCUACCAUCUGCCUCAAACCCAGUGUCUUCCAUCAACCAGCAUCCUCCAACCUCUCUGUCCCUGCCAAGCAUUUCAGUAAAGCAAGAAAUCUACCGACCACCCAGCGCUGGACAGCCAAGUCUGUUAGCCCAAACCAUCUCGUGUAAUGCUGAUGGACCUCGUGUGGCCUUGUUUCCCUCUGAUCUGCUGCUACUCUCACCGCCACACUUGGCUGCUUCCACAACUGCUGCUACCUCUUCCAUAAAACUCAGGCCAGGGUGUUCCACAUCGGUGAAUACGCCACCUGCUGCCGAGUCUUCCUACAAGCAGCAGGAGCCCGUGCCAAAGGAAGGGUUAAAUGUGAGUGUGAAGAGUGAAAGUUUAGCAAGGGAAGAAAUAGUGUUGGUUGAAAGUCACUCUGAGGAGGAGAUGGCAAAAAAUGUCAGCAAUGUGAAAGGGAAAGAGUUGACAGCAGUAAAGUCAACUUUUGCCCCUGAAAAAGAUAAAAACGCAUCGACUGCAGCAUCAGACGACGAUGGAGGGAAUGAGAGCGAUAACUCGGUGGAAAUGAUGGAGCCCUCCAACCUGGUGGUCAUUGAUAUUGACGAAUCAGAUAAGGAGGACUCACCUGAGACUGUCUCAAAUGUUACAGCUAAUCAAGAGCCUCCUCAGCAGUCUGUCAGUGUGGACUUCAGUUCUGCAACCACACAGACACUUCAGCAGGAUGUUGAGAGAAAAUUUCAGCCAGUGAAAGAGGCGAAUAUUCAACCUGAGUCUGAUCAGCCAGUCAGUGAUGAGGAACCGUUCUUUGGUGCCUUCGUAAACCACACAGGCCCCGUCCACGGCCUGCAGGUCCACGAUGGCUUCUUGUACACAUGCUCAGGGGACAAAACAGCACGAGCCUACAAUCUGGUGAACGGAGAGUGCCACGCAGUGUUUGAGGGCCACACAAACAAAGUCAACUGUUUGCUGGUGUCAUCGCCCACGAACAUGCCUGCACGCCUCUACACCGGCUCCAGUGACCAGACGAUUUGCUGUUACAGCAUAAAGUCUAAGAAGUGUCUGGAGCAGAUCCCUCUACCAGACAGAGUGUUGUGUUUGCACAUAGCCUGGAACAUCCUGUACGCUGGGCUCGCCAAUGGAUCAGUGGCAAGCCAUGAUCUGAAGACUCUGAAACAGCUGGAUGUCUUGGAGUGCCAUGGCCCACGAGGUGUCAGCUGCCUGGGUACGUCCCAGGAGGGCGCCCGCCGGGUGCUGCUGGUUGGCUCCUAUGACAGCACCAUCAGCGUACGAGAUGCCAGGAACGGUCUGCUGCUGCGCACGCUGGAGGGUCACUCCAAGACUGUACUCUGUAUGAAAGUGGUGAAUGACCUGGUCUUCAGUGGCUCCAGUGAUGCAUCUGUUCAUGCCCACAACAUCCAUACGGGUGAGUUGGUUCGUAUCUACAAGGGUCAUGGUCACGCAGUCACAUCCAUUGUCAUCUUGGGGAAAGUUAUGGUCACAGCCUGUCUGGAUAAACUGGUUCGAGUUUAUGAACUGCAGUCCCAUGACCGCCUGCAGGUGUACGGUGGACAUAGUGAUAUGGUGAUGUGCAUGGCUGUCCAUAAGAGUGUGAUCUACACGGGUUGUUAUGAUGGAAGUGUCAAAGCAGUAAAGCUCAACUUGAUGAAGAACUUCCGCUGCUGGUGGCCGAAUUGCAGUCUGAUUUUCGGCAUGGCGGCGCACCUACAGCAGCACCUCAUCGGAGACCACAGCAACCCAAAUCUGCAGACGGUCAAAUGCCGCUGGAGAGGCUGCAACACAUUCUUUUCCACACAGCAGCAAGUUAGACAGGAACUUCCCAAACACAUGCAGAGCCACGUGGACAAAGACAGUAAGGUGCAGCCUUGACGAGGCUAGAGUUCACACUCCAACUGGUCACCAAGUUCUUUUCAGGAUUUUCAGUUUUUGUGGUUACAUUACUGUUAGUUUCCAAUGGGAAUUUUUCCUGUUUUUCUAGCAUUUUUUCUUUGACCUCAGAUGUUCUCUAACAUCUGUUUUGUUGAAACUGUGAUAGUGAGAGGAGACUUGUUAUUGAUCCCUGAAGCUAUUUUAUGGAGGGAUUCAGAUAUGCAGUGUUUAAUUCUGCUCAGUGUCAAAAUGCCAAAAAAAAAACAGUCAUGCACCAUUCUGUGUCUCAUUCAGUCUCUAAUGAACAUACACAGUUUUAACAGGCCUGCUUUUUGUUAUUUUCAGCAAUUGUUCAUCAUCUUGCAUUCAUUUAUAAUGUUUUGCAUCUUUACACUUGUAUACCAUCUUUUAAUGAACUAAACCUGUUUUAAUUUCCCAGAGAAUUUUCUAGGCAUUGUCUCAAUCCCUUUUGUUUAGAAAACACAUCUUUUUCCUUGUGGGAAAUUGGAUAAAGUGAUAAAGGAUGUCAAAUGCAGACCAAACUGUCAGAGAGUAACUUGUAUGAAGCUGUAUAAAAGUCAUGCCUUAAUAAUUGUAUGUACUGUACAUUACUGUAUGUAUUACAUUUGUAUUUAAUACCUAAAGUAUGUGUACAGCAGUAAAAUUGUAUGUAUAAUAGUGUUUACCUGCAUUAUAUUUUAAAAAUGAGA